Messenger RNA from Daphnia carinata, 1129 nucleotides. RefSeq lists its product as uncharacterized. Bases 1 to 1089 code for a protein of 362 amino acids. Lineage: Eukaryota; Metazoa; Arthropoda; Branchiopoda; Diplostraca; Daphniidae. The transcript has 2 exons. The record is from RefSeq and is a predicted model, not a curated record.
AUGCUGACAUCCGCAAUGGUCAAGUGUUCCGUGCUGGCGUUGUGUUUCACCUUGUUCGUCGACCCCAGCUGGGCUCAGAGUACAAACGCGGGAUUUUUCGGAGCUUUGGCUGCCAAUUUCGCGCAAAUCUUUCAGCGACGCACGUCCACUCCAAGUGAACCGGCCAUCGUCGAGCCUGUGACGGUCUAUUUGACACAAUACGAGACUGUAGUGCAGACGGAAACGGAACGAUUGACAGAAACAGAAACAUCUACCUUGUCUUUGUCUUGGCUCAGAUGGACAACGCAAACAGAGCGCGAAUUCCUGACUGAAACUGUCACAGAGACCACCACAUCGGUCGAUGUUUCGUUGCUCGUCAGCGUGGCCGUCGUGACACUGACCGAGAGAUCCACUGCUUACCAGACCGUCACAUCUACAGCAACGUCCGUUUCAUUGGCGACCAAGACAAUGUACUCGGAGUACAUCGUGACGGAAAUCGCAUCCAAAUGCCCGACGUACACCGUCAGUGUGGGCAUGUUGCAACGGCAUGGAGAAAUUGAAGAAGACCAGAAAUCUCGAAGAACUCCCGAACUUCACGAUGAACUCCACUUUUCUGAGGAAGAACUGGGCAAGGUGGACGAUUUCGCAUCGUCGCAGUUACAGAAUAAAAACGUUCUGAACAAUAAAAAUGGGCAAACCUUCAAAGUGGAUGAGUUUGUCCAGUUGAAGCCAUCGGCAAUGCCCACGCGCGAUCUUAUCGAUAUUGACGAUAUGGAUUUAAUGGCCAUGCAGCGCCAUUUAGAGUUGGAAUUAUCGCCGGAUGAACAAGAUAGUGCCCGGAAUGCAGGGCCGGCAUCGAACGUGGAACAUUUGGCUGAAAACAGAGAUGAUAUUGAUGUCGUAGACAUCGAUGAUCUUGACCUCGUGGAUGGAUUCCUUCGUCGAUCUACAGGCCAAUUAACGUCCGGUGCGGCUAAAUUGCCUGGUACACCAAACCUCAUUAAACAUUCGAGCAUCAUCGAGUCGUCUUUCCCAUCUCGACAACGUCAGUUUGAUAUCGCAGAGAAUUCGCAGGCUGACAUCACAGCCGAUUUACAGUUCAGAAAUUGAAAUCAAUUUGAAUUUUGAUUCAACAAUUUCCUUGGUGUGU